This is a messenger RNA of Entamoeba dispar SAW760, 1497 nucleotides long. RefSeq lists its product as uncharacterized. The transcript has a single exon. NCBI's taxonomy places the organism in Eukaryota, Evosea, Mastigamoebida, Endamoebidae. The record is from RefSeq and is a predicted model, not a curated record. Bases 1 to 1497 code for a protein of 498 amino acids.
AUGUCACAACCACAAAACAGAUAUUAUGAAUUCAAAGCCAUGCACGGCUUUGUUACAAUGAACUUUACUCCAGCACAAAAAGUACCAAAUAAAGAGACAAUAAAAAAUGCCAUUGAACAAAGGUGUUCUACAAGAAAUAAACAAGCACAUAUAAAAUACCUAGCCAUAGGAAAGACCACACAAGGCUCAAAUAAACACAUUCAUGCUUUCUUUGAGCUAGAAGAAGUAGCUCAUACGAGAAAAAGGCCAUUCGUAAAUAUAAAUGGAAACUCCGAAUUCAUUAGAUUUGAAAAAAUAACAGAAAAUAAAAAUUAUGAUGGUUCAUUUAACGCCAUCAUCGAAUACCUUAAAAGACAAAAGGAAAAACAUCCAAAUGAAGGAGCCGUAUUCGAAGAGAUAGGAAAAAUGGACAAGAAUAAAGGUAGAUUAGGUGAUAUUGACAUAGGAAAAGCACUUAAAAUGCCAGACUUAGAAGAAGCCCAUGCAUUCUUAAAAAAUAUCAGCUUAAAAGGAUACAUGAAUAAUGUAUCUAAGUUUGAUAGUGUAUGGGCUCAAGAACACAGUAGAGACACUACUAAUAGAAUAAAAAUUAAAUUACAACCAUGGAAAGAAGAUAAUCCAGUUGUAAAGAAUAGCAGAAUAUGGCUCAAUUCAGCAUUGAGCGGAAGGACAAAGAGAAUAAAAACAUUAGUAAUUGUAAGUGACACCAAAAUGGGAAAGACGGAAUUUGUAAACGAUUUACUAAAAGAUCUAAAAGUAGACGAAUUCAGAGGAAGGUUUAUGAUGGACGGUCAUAACGAAAGCUUAAAAUAUGACAUUAGACUCUUCGACGAUGCAAACUUGAACGACAUUAUUUGGCCAGAAUUUAAGUCAUUAAUUAGUACUCGCGGAGAACAAAUUACUAUCAAUGUAAAAUAUUCACAUGCAAGAGUGACAUCGAUUCCAACAAUUUUAGUACUUAAUCCGGGAAGUUGGAAAGCAUUACAAAAAACGGCAAAAGAGUAUGAAGACUUUGACUGGCUAGAAAAGAAUUCAGUAGUACUCUUUACUAAAGAGAAAUUAUUCAAAGAGCCUCCACCUAAAGAACAAAUAGAACAAAAUAAGAACAAAUAUGAUGGUUUAGAUCCAAAAUUGGUAGAAAUGCUUUUAGAAAAUGAAGUAGAAGAAGACAUCGAAUUAGAUGAUAUGGGAGAUGAUACAAUAGAUGGAUUAGAUGAUGCAAUAUAUCAAUUAGAACAAGAGAGUCUACCUCCUCCUAUAGUAUUAGAUCAGCCAUUAGAAGAAGUACCAUCAAAAAGAGUAGCUGUAGAUGAUCACGAAAUACAAAAGAGAUUUUUCGACUUAACAAAGAAUACAUUAACUGAAGAAGGAAAUAAUAAAUAUAUAACAGUACAAAGUGGCAAGAAAAUAAGAAUAGCAGAUGAAGAUAGUGAAAUAGAAGAAAGUGAAGAUGAUCCAGAUGCUCUAGCAAACAAUUGGAAUACAGGUAAUUUUUAA